Hydractinia symbiolongicarpus is the source of this 2307-nucleotide messenger RNA. RefSeq names its product calnexin-like. The transcript is spliced from 18 exons. Gene Ontology annotation, molecular function: calcium ion binding. The coding region runs from base 105 to 1910 and encodes 601 amino acids. Gene Ontology annotation, biological process: protein folding. Gene Ontology annotation, cellular component: endoplasmic reticulum; endoplasmic reticulum membrane. The record is from RefSeq and is a predicted model, not a curated record. NCBI's taxonomy places the organism in Eukaryota, Metazoa, Cnidaria, Hydrozoa, Anthoathecata, Hydractiniidae.
ACGAAAUCAUACUUUCAUUUGGACAUUGGAAGGAAGCUAAAGAGCUGGUGAAAGGGAAUUCCAAGACAGGAGUUAGUUGAACAUUGCAAUCUGCAGAUGUAAUAAUGACGGGUGUUUUUGAAAUGCCAUUAUUAAUUCUUCUUCUUCUCACUUCAACCUUUUCAUAUGGAGAAGAGAAUGCUGAAAAGAAAGAAAAGAAGGAAUUGAAGUAUAUCCGGCCAGAUGUAGCAGACUUGGUACACUUCACAGAACCUUUCCAUGAUGAAAUAGAAUUUGAAUCAAGAUGGGUUCGAUCACAAGCUAAAAAAGAUGGUGUAGAUGAAAACAUAGCUAAAUAUGACGGAACAUGGAGCAUAAAAGAGCCCAAAAACAAUCCAAUGGUUGGCGAUAAUGGGUUAAUAUUCUCGUCAGAAGCUAAACAUGGUGCUAUUGCUGCUAUACUGAACAAGCCAUUCAAGUUUGAAGACAAACCGUUAAUUGCACAGUACGAGGUGCGCUUCCAAAACAAGCAAGAAUGUGGCGGUGCCUACAUUAAACUGCUAGCAGAGACGUCUUCCCUUAAUAUAAAAGAAUUUACAGAUAAAACUCUGUAUAGUAUAAUGUUUGGUCCAGACAAGUGUGGUGGUGAUGAAAAAUUACAUUUUAUCUUUCAACAUGAAAACCCCAUUACACAUAAAAUGGAGGAGAAGCAUGCCAAAAAGCCUAAAGGUGACUUCAGCUAUAUUUUUGAUGACAACAAAACCCAUCUUAUUACACUGGUUAUACGUCCUGAUAAUAGCUUUGAAGUGUUGGUCGACAAAAAGAGGGUCAAUGAGGGCAGUUUGCUAAAAGACAUGGAUCCAUCUGUUAAUCCAGCCAAAGAAAUUGAUGAUCCUGAUGAUAAGAAGCCACAAGAUUGGGACGAGCGUGAAAAAAUUCCAGAUCCAGAUGCUACCAAACCAGAUGAUUGGGAUGAAAAUGCACCAAAAAAUAUACCUGAUCCAAAUGGAGUCAAACCGGCUGGUUGGUUAGAUGACGAAUCUGAUCUUAUUCCAGAUCCAGCUGCUGUAAGACCAGCUGAUUGGGAUGACGAAGAGGAUGGUGAGUGGGAAGCACCACAAAUCAACAAUCCUAAAUGUAAGGCUGUUGGAUGUGGCGAGUGGAAGCCUCAAAUCAUUCAGAAUCCUGCUUACAAAGGAAAGUGGACUCCUCCUCUUAUUGCAAACCCACAAUAUAAGGGUAUUUGGGCACCAAGGAAGAUUCAAAAUCCUGCCUUUUUUGAAGACAACAAUCCAUUUGCAAUGAAAUCUAUUGGUGCUGUUGGGUUUGAACUGUGGUCUAUGCAGUCUGACAUAUUAUUUGAUAACAUAAUCAUUGCUGAUGACCAGGAGAUUGUCAACCAAUGGACCGCGCAAACAUGGGAUUUAAAACAUUCAGAAGAGGUUGCGAAGGAACCCAGCGCAGUGGGAAGCGCAAUGAAGAGUUUUAUGGAUGCGACAAAGGAAAAGCCGUGGUUGUGGGUAGUCGUUGUUGUCGCUGUUCUGAUCCCUGUCAUCCUCUUAUACGUGUUUUGUUUUUCACAAGGAAAAGAAGACCAGGCAGCUAUGCAUAAAAAAACGGACGAACCCAUGCCAGAUGAUAAACAUGAUUCUGAUAAAGAAAGGGAAGAACCAGAACAAGAUUCUGAAAAGGAACAAGAAUCACCAGAAGGAGAGAAAACAAAUGUUGAACCGGAAGAAGAUGUUGUAAAAGAGAAGGAUGAAGAAGAUGGCGAAAAAGCAGUAGAUGAUGCGGUUUCUGAAGAAGAGAAAGGCAAAGAAGAAGAAGAGGAGGCUGUUCAGGAUGAAAAGAACGGGGGUUGUGACAAAGAAGAAGUGCAGGCUAGUCCAUCUAGAACACGAGCACGAAAAAAAACACGCAAAGAUAAUUAGACUGUACUAAGUAAGGCGAAGACUACUAAAAUGUGUGCUUCGUGCAGAAACAUUAAACUUGUAGUUUUGUCAUCAGGCGAUAAGGAUAAUGACAUGGCAAUGACGGAACUGUUUUGAAUUGCAUUGUGAGAUGAUAUUAUAAUCGGGCAACCGAAGGAAAGUUACUGAACUUUUUUUAGGGCAUUAGAUUUUGUUCUUCUUUCUGUUCUGCUUCGCCGUUUAAAGGCCUUUUUCUCAUAGACAUGUAAAUUAGUAGAAUUAUACCUUGGAAUUACUUCUUUCACUUCUUUUUUUUCUCUCUGUCUUUAUUAGUCUAUAGUUCUUGUUCACCGUUCUUUUUUUAGUAUUUCCUGUGGUACGAAAAUAGUGUUAAUGAAUACAGUUUUAUUUUAAACAA